Sphaerulina musiva SO2202 is the source of this 2065-nucleotide messenger RNA. RefSeq lists its product as uncharacterized. Gene Ontology annotation, biological process: protein sumoylation. The record is from RefSeq and is a predicted model, not a curated record. Lineage: Eukaryota; Fungi; Ascomycota; Dothideomycetes; Mycosphaerellales; Mycosphaerellaceae. Gene Ontology annotation, cellular component: cytoplasm; SUMO activating enzyme complex. Gene Ontology annotation, molecular function: SUMO activating enzyme activity. Bases 209 to 1627 code for a protein of 472 amino acids. The transcript has 2 exons.
CCUCCAGCCACCUCAUCGUCCACCACUCCAUCAUCACUCGCCACAUCACUGUAUCCAUCCCCGGACUGGACAUCUCUUCGGCCUGGACAGCGCGUCAAUUAUCAUCUCCGGCGCAGCGGACCUCGUGACAACUUAUACCAAAAUCACUGCCAUCUGAAGUGCUAAGAGGCCGCCACACGACCGCAAAGUACCGAGUCUCAACGUGAACAUGGCGAAUUCCGACACAACAAUGUCAAACGGGCCGAAUCCCUCGAAUGGUAACAGCACAGAUGUAGCUGCUACGAACGGGGCUUCCGAAAGCACAGUCGCGCCUGGGCUGAGUGCCGACGAAAUGGCACUUUACGAUCGACAGAUCCGUCUCUGGGGUGCUAAGGCUCAGGAGCAAAUCCGAAAAGCAAAGGUGCUGCUGGUAUCGCUACGCGCGGUGGGCACUGAAAUCGCAAAGAAUCUGACCCUGGCGGGCAUCCAAGAACUCACGAUCAUCGACAACGAGGAGGUGACGGAAGAUGACAUCUUUGGCGCACAGUUCUUCUUGCGUAAGGAGGAUGUCGGCAAGCCGCGUGCCGAAGCAGCUGCUCCUCGAAUCCAAGAACUCAAUCCUCGCGUUGCCGUCAAGUCAGGAGGAAACCUGCAGGACCUGCUGAUGAAAGCGACGACAGAUCCGACGUACUGGACUCAAUUCAACUGCGUGAUUGCUUGUGAUCACGACAUCAUGACCCUCUCCAGCAUUAACAUCGCAGCCCGGGUCGCUUUACGUCCCUUCUACGCAGCCGGUAUACACGGCUUCUACGGCUACAUCUUCGCCGACUUGAUCGCUCACGAGUUCGUUGUGGAGAGAGAAAAGCCGAAUCGUGAGACAGCCAUCGCGCCGGAGACCUUGACCCGGUCCGUUGUCAGCGUCACCACUCGCAAGGAGAACAACGGUAAGACGACGGAGAUCGUGAAGAAGGCGGAAAUGUACUGCCCUCUCCUUCUGGCCAAUACGGCGCCGUUACCAGUCGAGAUCACCAGCAAUCGGCGAAAGCUCAAGACCGUGCCUCCUCUGUUGCCCUGCUUGCGUGCAUUAUUCGACUUUCAGCGUGAAAGCAAUCGGCUACCGGACGUAAACAAGGAGGACAUUACGAGAUUCACGGAACUGGUGAAGCAGAAGACAGCAGAGUUGGCGCUGCCACUGGACACUCUGAACGGAGAGUUCUUGAAAAGCUUCAUCCAGAACAUUGGCGCGGAGAUCAAUCCAACUGCAGCAUUCGUUGGUGGACGCCUGAGCGAGGAUGUGAUCAACGUGCUUGGCAAUCGCGAGCAGCCUAUUCAGAACUUCGCUCUGUUCGAUGGCGAAUCUGUCGAGGGCCGCAUCCUGAGUCUAUUCAGCGCGCCGCCAGAACUUCAGCCGCCAGGACUGGCUGUAUACAACGCACCGCUAGGAAAUGAUGUGCCAUUGAGCAACGGAGCCCUUGGUACGACUCACUUCGGCGGUAAUGGCACAAUGGAUCUAAGUGGCUCGCAGCAGCAGAACGGACUCGAUUCUGCGCCACGUCUUCCUGACGCUGACCCCGCUACCGCAAACGUGCGCACUAUUGGCAAUGAUAAUGCUGAAUCUGGCCCUUCUGGCACUGCCCCUUCAUACUAAGACGCUAUAGCGCGCAUUUUCGGACUCCAAGGAGCGCUGUAGCACACAAAAAUGUUCCAGACUCAGGCGACAUCGGCAGAUGGCGUCCGAACGUAACAGAGGCAAACGAACGAGCAGAGCGACGUGUAUCACGCAUGUCCCGGAAGGAAAUGGGCUCAGUGGAUCCUAUUGCUCUCAGCAAACGGUAAUAUUUCACUUUUUCAGCCCAAUUAGUCCUUUUGCGCGGGCCAAGUCCCAGUUGCAGGGUCGCGCAAAAUAAAAACGGCCAAUCGUGCAGCCGAUACUAUCGGCGAAAAGUAGCUUGUGAUUACGAGAACCCAAAAGUAUGUAGGCAGUGGAAGUAAAGCUGGCUUGCCACUCAUUUUCUCUCUGUGACACUUUAACACAAAAGGGAUGCAUGCGAAAGAAACAGAGCAGAGGCCAAUCACACACACACAC